Manduca sexta (tobacco hornworm) is the source of this 1312-nucleotide messenger RNA. RefSeq lists its product as uncharacterized. The record is from RefSeq and is a predicted model, not a curated record. Bases 61 to 1311 code for a protein of 416 amino acids. Lineage: Eukaryota; Metazoa; Arthropoda; Insecta; Lepidoptera; Sphingidae. The transcript is spliced from 2 exons.
CAUAAAGUAGAAAGAUGCACACAGUCGCCAUUUACUACAUUCCAAGCUCUAUAGACUACAAUGGAUUUGUUAAACGAUAAUGAGAUUGCGUUAAUUGCUAAGCAAUGCGGUUGUAGUGAAGUUAAAAGUUGGCAUCUAGAAGAUUUUUCGGAUAAAAUCGUUGGAUAUUUAGCUGACCAUCUCAAACUUACGAUAGAAGUGGAGUUAAAAGGAGAGACAAAACAACUUAAAUAUUUCGUGAAGUGCAUGCCAAGGUUCGAUAAAUUGAAAGCGCAAUAUUUAAAAGAGUUAAAGUUUUUCAAAAAGGAAUAUGUCAUGUUGAGCUCGCUCUUUAAAGAAUUCGGAAAUAGUGAAGGUUCACGUCAGUGGAGGCCGAAAUCAUUAUUGGUAAAAGAAGAAGUUUUCAUAUUACAAGACGUUGGAGAAAUCGGCUAUGUGAUGCCACAUCACCAAAGUAUUUUGUCACUUGAUGUGUUGAAAGCCAGUGUGGAAGCACUAGCAAGAUUCCACGCUCAAUCUAUAACAUAUGAAGAGAUAAAGAGUCGAGAAUUAGGAAGACCAUAUCGGAUAUGGGAAGACUACAGUGACUACCUUCAGGAACCUGAGAGCGGAAUAGACUGGCGCGACACGGGACGGAACGCUGUUAUAGAUUUCCUUAAAGUGCAUUCAAAAUUCAAAGGCGAACCCAACUUUAACCGCCAUUUAGAGCUAGUAAUUCCUAUGCUGUUCGACGGUGCUAUGGCUCUCAUGAAACCCAACACUGAAUACAGGAAUGUUGUAGUGCACCGUGACCUUUGGACUAAUAACUUAUUUGUGAAGCAACAAAACAACUCGUGUCACGUAUUAAUUAUUGAUUUUCAAACAGUAUUAUACUGUGCACCCAUGCUUGACCUUUGUGCUUUGAUAUUCUUCAACACUACGAGAGCAGGUAGAAAGCUAUAUACUAACGACAUGAUUGAAGUAUAUUAUAAUGCUCUUGCUAAUGAACUCCUACAUGCAAAUAUAGACAUAGCAGAUAUUACUGAUAAAGAUGCACUUGUUAAGUCGUAUAGGGAGAGCGUAAUGUUUGGAAUAACACAAGCUGCGUUAAUAGUGCCGAUAAUAGCUAUGAGUAGUAAAAAACGGGAAGAAAUAUAUUGUAAUCCCGAAACAGGUAUGAAAGCGAAUGUGGUUUCCCGUAGUGAACACUUUUUAGGAUUCGCGCGUGAGAACACUGAUUAUCGUAACCGAUUGUUAGAUUUAUUGGAUGAAAUUGUUGAAAGGUACAUGUAUCCGAAUGAAAGUAAGCAAAACUAUAAAGAAAAAUAUUAAA